GUUAAUGUGAAGUGGGUCAAUAGAUUAUUGUACCGCAGUCUAAAGAAGCCAUGUUUUAGGGCGUGAAAGUAAACUUUUAAACAUGGCUUCGGGGUUUGCUCAGCACUACGUGGAAUGUACAACAUGCGAUAGCAAUGCUGAAUACUACUGCAACACUUGUCAGUUUGACUUGUGUCAGGCCUGCAAAGAGACCCAUCAGCGAAAGAAGAAAACGGAAAACCAUGAGGUCGUUCUGUAUAGAGAAAGAGAAGAAAAAGUACAAGAAAGGUGCAGCACGCAUAGUGACAAAAUAUACAACGCUUGCUGCAAAGAAUGCGAACUACCCGUAUGUAUAAAAUGUAUAACAGAAAGCCAUUCGUGUCACGCCAUUGUGGAAAUUGAAGACAUUUUCAAUCAGAAGCUUGAAGUGUUUAACAAACAAAUACAAGACUUGAAAGAAAAAAUAAUUCCACAGUGUGAGGAUGUUCAAAAGAAUAUAAGCAAAGAAAUUGAAAACUGCAGGAAAACACUCUCACAAAUUCGAUCAGAUUUAUUAACUACCGCUCAAUCCAUUAAAGACCUAGUGGACUUCAUACUUAAAGAGAAAACGGAAAAAGUAAGUAAACUUGAAGAAAAUCUUAUGAAGGAAUUGCAAUCUCAUGAAAAAGAGAUGAAGACAUACACCAACGGUCUGAAUUCCAUCAUCGAAGACUUCGAAGAUCUAAGGAGAACAGAUAAAAAGGCCGAGUUUAUCAUUAAACACAAAGAAAAAUUACAAAUAAUCCCCUUACAGUCGCUUGGUAACAUGUUUUAUACUCCGCCUCCAUCAUUCACGCCGUGUCCUGUAUCCAAGGAGCAGAUAGAGAAAUUGUUUGGGGAUAUUGCUGAAGAGUCACAAAUACCUUUACCGUGUACAUCAGAUCUGCAUCACCUUGUUCAUGAAGCGAGUUUUUUCCCCAGUUUUGAAAUAGCCAAAACUUCUGAAGAAAUUGGUGAUAUUGGUGUGUCCGGUGUUAAUGUCAUACGCCAUAUUGUUUUCCAAGAUGAAAAUACUUUCUGGGUCAAUGAUGGGACCGGAUGUCUAAAACAGACAGACUUGCAAGGAAAAAUAUUACAAACGAUCAAACCUGCCUCUAAUGGAGACGGCAUUCAUACAUUCACAGAACAAGGAAUUCUAUAUAUUGCACCGAAUAAACGUAAUAUACACUUAUCAGACCGGGAGGGAAAAGUAAGAGAUCUCAUUACUGUUAAUGAUUGGGAUUUAUGUAGUGUCCACAAAAGUCGUUUGAAUGGCGAUAUCUUUGUUGGAAUGAGGAAAGAAUCUACAACAGCUCGAGUCACGAGGUUCAAUGAAAAUGGCAAAGUUCUUCAACACGUCCAAGUUGAUAAACAUACAAUCGGACCAUAUCCACAUCCACACUUCAUAACAGAAAACAGGAAUGGCGAUGUAAUAGUGACAAAUAAUGGAAACAGAAAGGUUGUAGUUGUAAUGGACAGUUCUGGAAGAUACAGAUUCACCUAUACAGGGAAUCCAGAAAGCUCGAUAGGAAAUCCCUGGGGAGUAGUGACGGAUAUUCUAAAGAAUAUUCUUAUCUGUGACAGUGAUAAUAAAAAGAUCCAUAUUAUCAACGAAGAUGGCGUGUUUCUCGAAUACAUAGAAGUACCUAAUAUGUACGGUUUUCUUAGUGCUGUAGAUGUUGAUGACAUGCACAACGUCUGGGUGGGAUUUUCGAAAUCUGGUACAAUAAGAAAAUUUCGAUAUCUUCAAGAAUUCCAAAAGUCUACAUGCAGUUUUGAUAAGCUUACUUAAUUUGACGUUAUAUUUUUUAAAACCAUUAAAGAUCAAAUUCCAUUAUACUGAGUAGGACUUUCUAAGAUUAAAAAUGAUAUGCUUAGCACUUGAUCCCAGUUAUGAUGUUUUGGAGAACUGUGUUUGCUCUGCUUUUAGUUUGUGAUUAUUUUCCUUACAUAAACGAGGACUGCCAGGAAUUUUUCAUGAUUUUUUAAAAAUCACCAUAGUUUUGUGCAUUACUCUGAAAACUCUUUAAUUUAAGGUUCCUCCACACCCCGUGACUUGUGAUAUCGAGAAAAAAUACUUUUACUUUGGUUUAUAUAGUUUGUGCACUA
Saccostrea cuccullata (small rock oyster) is the source of this 2106-nucleotide messenger RNA. RefSeq names its product E3 ubiquitin-protein ligase TRIM45-like. Gene Ontology annotation, molecular function: zinc ion binding. The record is from RefSeq and is a predicted model, not a curated record. NCBI's taxonomy places the organism in Eukaryota, Metazoa, Mollusca, Bivalvia, Ostreida, Ostreidae. The transcript is spliced from 2 exons. The coding region runs from base 83 to 1789 and encodes 568 amino acids.